Anopheles coluzzii is the source of this 4121-nucleotide messenger RNA. Its product is annotated as DNA-binding protein K10-like. The transcript has 2 exons. Lineage: Eukaryota; Metazoa; Arthropoda; Insecta; Diptera; Culicidae. The record is from RefSeq and is a predicted model, not a curated record. Bases 411 to 1802 code for a protein of 463 amino acids.
CGCGACAAGUCCACGACACAACGAUGGUAAUCAACAAUCUCCAUCCUGAUGGUAAUUGGUUCAAAGUUGUUUUUAGUUCAGAAGUCCUGGCCAACAGCAGAGUCUAUUUCUAGAACUGUCAUCACUUUAGAACAUCCAUUUUCCCAAAGAAAAAACGCAGAUUACAGGUAUCAAAGCAACACACACGCACGAUUAAGCUUUUCCUGGGAAGAAUUGCAAUGUUUUACUUGGUGAAAAGUGAUUAAACGGCUUUAGCUUACGAUAAAACGUUUAGCCAGCGAUUAGAUUGUGAGGUAACGGUAGCAAACGCUUGAUUCGCAGUCAACACCGGCCCCACGGUGCCUCGUUUUACGGGCGACAACUGGUACUGGUUUCGCGACAGAGGACACUUGUGAAAAACGUUGUAAAUAAUGGUCUCCAACAAGGCACAGACGAGCGAAGGUAACAAACGUGUCGGCAAUCAGAUGGCAAAUCGACCGCGGUUCAAACCGGCCAUGGCCAAGCAGUACAAUCCGAUGAGCAAUAUGCGGAACAUGAACGCGAUGUUCAACGCCAAUCAGCUCGGUGACGAUCCCGGUUUCGUGGACUUCAACGAUGAUUCGAUCACCGCCGCACCGAACGGCACGGGUGGCCCAAAUGCAGCAGGAGCGGCCACCUCCAACGGGCUGGAAGGUGGAGGAAUCAAAAAUGGCCCCUUCGCAAACGGCAAUCGACGGAUGAAUCCGCCGAUGAAGCGUCCCAUGAAGAACGGCGGUAUGCCAGGCAUGCGGAAUCGCAUGAACGGGGGAGCCAAUGGAAUGCCCAGCUGGGGCCCUCCGAUGCCGCCGCCAAACAUGUUCCCCGGUCCACCGUCGGCCGGACGCCGCGGGCCCAUGAAUCCACCGCCGAUACCGCCGCCCGUGCCACCGGCUCAUUUCCGCAGCGGACCGGGUAUGCGUAUGCGGGGCCCACAAAAUGGAAGAUUUGGUGCGGGUGGUCCGCCCGGGCCGAUGUCGCUAAUGAACCGACCGCUACCUCCUCCGAUUCCACCGAUGGCCGGCCGACCGAUGCCCCCACCGAUGGGGCGUAUGAUGCCGCCGCCACUGCGCCACGGCGGCCUGGAUGGUCCGAUGCGUCGCAACAUGAACAGCGGUGGCAUGCAUGCACGGGGCAUGGGUGGAAAGAUGGGACCGUUUGCACGCAACGGUAUGCCACCCGGCGGUGGAACGGGAGUGGGUCCGAACGGUAAACGCGCCCGGCCGAAACCGACCCAGCCACCGAACAGAGAAGAGUAUCCGCUGGAUAAGCCAUGGGUAACCGAGGAAAUUAAAGCCGAACAUGAUAAGAAGGCUGAUCUGGCGAAUCGGUUGAAAGGGCACAGAGACGAUGAGCUUUUCGCACAAUUUAAGGUGCAGCGGGAUAAGUUCGUUAAAAUGUACGAAGCAGCUCGGCUUGAAUACAUUGGCAAGCAUCCGGAACAGGACGUAGAUAAAAUCUUGACCGCGCCUGCCUGUAAAAAGGCACGUACCGAAAAUGUAGAAAAAUCAAACGCGCCCACAGUGUCCGCAGACAGUACUGCUAAAACAGAGGGACCUACUAGCAGCACUUCUACCACUGAUCCCACUGACUCACAGGCCAAGAGUGACACAAACGGUAGUGCUUCUUCCGCUACUAUCGACAGUUGCACUUCUAAUACAACAAAUGCAUCUUCUGCUACUGCUACCACAGCUUCUUCUGACACCAAUGAUACCACUGAAUCGGCAGCAGCAGAACCGCAAGCCUGUCCGGUUGCUGCUCCCGUCGAAAACAGCGCAAUCGUUUAGUAAGACGAUGGUGUGUUGUAAUCCUUAUGGUAAAGCGUAGAUGAAACUUAACGAUCCGUUUUUGCGAUUGAUGAAGAAAGCAAGUAUAAUCAUGUAGAUCGAUAGAGAGGAAAAGAGUAAAAAACCAAUUAUUGAACUUUUAGCAUUUUUUGUCCUGAAUGAAACGAAUGAAAAGGAUAAGGUCGCAGGCCGGGAGUAUAGAGAGAUACCUUGAACACAUGUAAAGCAACACAGAGCAGAGUUUUGUGUUUGAUGAUCGUUGCACAAUGUUUUUUAACCGUUAGACUGACAGCCAAACCCGAAACCAAGUAUGAACACAACAAUAACUAUAUAAAGACUCAUCAUUGCGAGGACAAGCUAUUUAUGCCGUGAUCGGUAGCGCUGUACUCUUCGGCAUCAGAUCAGCAGAGUUCAUCUUUGUAUUGUACUGUUACACGCGUUUGCAUAUUCAGCACACUAUAGCAGAUAUAACAUUAGUCAUGAUGCAGGAACCAAUAGAAUAAUUUCCCUCGUAUGCAGCAACAAUUAUAACCUAGAGAAGAAUAGAUCCCACCAAACGUCUAAACAUUUACAGAAGCCGCAGACGGUCUCAUAGCAUCACUCUGCCACAAUAGCUAGCUUCAGUCAAACGAACGUCAGACGCACGCAAGAUAAUCGAAAACUGUUACACAGAUGUAUCCUUAUGACAAUUGCCAAGUAAUACGAAUUUUAAAACGAGCGAAAACACUCCGCGUUGAUCUCCUUCCUGUCAUCAGCGCAGUGUAGUAGUACAGGUGCAAUGAUUGCUUGUAAUGGAAUUGGAACUGUAACUAUGAGGAAUAUCAUCAUCUAUAAACAUUACCGAACGUUACAUGUCAUCACACAAGUCCCUUACUUUGUAACGGUUUGUAGCAAAAAUAUAUAUAAAAAAUACUACUUAGAUUAUCAGAACCAUUACACCGUGCACGCUAUUGUCGUGAGUCAGAAUCAGGCAGGCGAUAGGCGGUAAUGUAUCGUUUUAGCAAAAUUUAAUGUACGUACGCGUAACGUAUCAUCAAACACCCCGUUAGCCAAUAUGAAAAGAAAAUCAAGGUACAGGACCCGAUGGAUGUACCCGACUGAACUGGAAACAUAAACUCUGUAGCUCUGUUGUCCAUGUAGUAUGCCUGGGAUCCUAUAGUUUGUUAAUGCAUAAUAGCAAGUACUGUACGAAAAAUAUGCAUUUGAUUUGAACGCUCCCUGGACACGCGCUAAACCCCGUUUCAGAAAGGCAAACAAAUACACAUAAAGCUAACAAUCAAUACAAUGUAAUAGCAUGAGAACGCUGAGGAUGCGAGUAUUUAAAAUAUAACAAUGAUAAUUUAAAAUUAGAACGAUGUAACGAUUCAUUCGAUGGCUUUCUUUACGAUAUUGGUUUACCGCGCAACUGAUCGUAGUAUAUGAGUAGUUUCGAUGGUCUCAUUGGUUUGGAAGUAGAAUGGCAUACACAGUUAUGUGAAAUGUUGGUGGGCAGCUAGACAUUUUGCUUAGUUCAAAUUAGGGAGCGUGCACGUUCGCGUUUCGUGGAUCAAUAUAUUUUAAAUUAUUCUCUGUCUUCUUCUGUUAAGGACUGAUCGGUUAAAUUUAAAUGCAAUAUCACGAUUAUUAUUAUCACAACGAAACAGAAGCGUAUAAACGACGAAAUGUUAGAAACUCUAAGGCGUGACUUAAAGAAGACGUAAGUGCAUAACUUUUGUGUGGUGAGCUUUGCAGCACAAUAUUGCUUUACAUUAUGAAUGAUAUUAUGAAUCACAUGAUUGCUAGUCUAGUUUGUUUCGUAUCGGUAAUGCGAUGUAGCAAGUUCGAGAAAAGAAACCGCUCUGCGUUGCUGUCCUUUAGUUCGUGUAGAAGAAGUUACAUUUUUGUUAAUGUGAGCAGAAUUACUAUAAUUGAUAGCGUUAUGUUUUACCGUAGACGAUCCAUGAGAGUGUAGCAGAACGUUUGAAAACAACAUAUAAAAACAUAUAGUUUGCGUAAAAUAAGGAACGGUUUCAGUUUACUGUUUCUUUGUAAUUAUUUUUAUGGUUUCAACAUAUCUGAUGUUUUCAGUUGUCAUAUCGGUUGGCAUUUUAGCUUUUCGUUUAUUUGAUUUGGUUUUUAUAUCUCUUUAUUUUACGUGUCCAUAGUUUUAUGUUAGUGUAGCUGUCUGCAACCAGCUGCACAUAUUAUUUAUUUAGUGGAGUAAUACACAACCAAGCAGCAACAUCCACCUGCUGCAUCUUCUCAGGAUAACAUUAUUUUUCUCUUUCUUGAUGAUAAAUUAGGCAAAGUAUAAUAAAAUUUACGUAUCCUUCAAAAGCA